UUCAAAGUUAGCUAGCUAGCAGAGAACCACAGAGAAAAAGAGAGAGAAAGAAAAAUGGGGAGAAGCCCUUGUUGUUCAAAGGAGGGUUUGAAUAGAGGUGCUUGGACAGCUCAUGAAGACAAAAUCCUCCGAGAAUACAUUACAGUCCAUGGUGAAGGAAGAUGGAGAAACCUUCCCAAAACAGCAGGUUUGAAAAGGUGUGGCAAAAGUUGCAGACUUCGAUGGCUCAAUUAUCUCAGACCUGAUAUUAAGCGAGGCAAUAUAACCUCUGAUGAAGAAGAACUCAUUAUCAGACUCCACAACCUCCUCGGAAACAGAUGGUCUUUAAUAGCAGGGAGGCUUCCAGGACGAACAGACAAUGAAAUAAAGAAUUAUUGGAACACCAAUUUAGGUAAAAAGGUUAAAGACGGUCACAAAACCUCAUCAACCUUUUGUCGCAGACCAAGCAAUGAAAACAGCACACGGAAUCCAAUGCCCCACUUGGCCAAUCCUAAACCAGAUUCCCACCUGGUCCGUACAAAAGCCACCAAGUGCACUAAGGUGUUUUUCCCUCACCCAUCAAUGCUGCAACUUCCCAACAAGUCCGAGGAAGAAGAAAAGGUUGUUGCGGAUGCUGUGAUGAGUGUCCAGAUGGAACUCACUACCAACAACAAUGGCUUCUUGUCGUUUCCCGAUGAAGAAAAACAGCUCUCGGCAGACAUGCUCACAGAUUUCAACGUGGGGGAUAUCUGCUUCUCUGAUCUUCUCGACUCCGAUUUCAACAAUAUCUGCAACGACCAGCACUUAUUCUCUCCUUGUUCGGACCAACCUUUUCAUCUAGUCUGCUCCCAAGAACUUCUCAACAACUGCACGCAAACCAAUUUUGCAGACCAAAACAGUGCUUCAAACAACCUUCAUUCUUUCAUUUCGUUCCUCGACACCACCGAGGAAACACUGGGAAAAUCAUAAUAAUGGCUUCUAAGUUGUCCAUUUCUUCUCUCGUACAUGCAUUCCCCCAAUAAAAUUCGUCC
Molecule: messenger RNA, 1010 nt
Organism: Vigna umbellata (rice bean)
Lineage: Eukaryota; Viridiplantae; Streptophyta; Magnoliopsida; Fabales; Fabaceae
Product: transcription factor MYB1-like
Source: RefSeq, a predicted model, not a curated record